Messenger RNA from Xyrauchen texanus (razorback sucker), 1007 nucleotides. RefSeq lists its product as uncharacterized. The transcript is spliced from 9 exons. The record is from RefSeq and is a predicted model, not a curated record. The coding region runs from base 96 to 1007 and encodes 303 amino acids. NCBI's taxonomy places the organism in Eukaryota, Metazoa, Chordata, Actinopteri, Cypriniformes, Catostomidae.
CCAAUUUAGCUGAUUCUCACAGGCAGAGGAGACCGCAAAACCCCAGAAGAAAUGGGCAAGUAGUCAUUUCUUCUGCCUGUGCUGGGAAUUCUGAAAUGGUGGAGAGCAAACGGAAAGCACAACUUGAUCAGCGCCAUCUAGAGACUUACUACAGAUUUCACCGCUUGAAAGACGCACUCUCACAUCAGUAUGCUACAUUACUGAAAGAAAAGGUCCAGAGACAAAGGCAAGAGAUGAAUCUCAAUGAUCCAGAUGAAUCCAAAGUUAUGGAAGGACAUAAAGAGAAGAAGAGAGCAACCAUUCAAAGGUUCACCAGGUCAACCCUCACCCAUGAUGACACAUACUUGAGGGCUCUACCUAAAACGCGCCACUACCUGGUUCUGGAACUGCAGAGACAGCUGACCCGACUCGGGUGUCUCAAGAGCCGUAAGGAGCAGGAGGUGUUCAGGGUCUGGGUGGAGCAACAUAGAAACAAAUAUCAACUAGAGAAGCAAAUGCAGGCAAUGGAGCUCCAUAGUAAUUCUAGUCCAUGUGUGACUCUUGAGAGUUUAUUGAAGCAGAGGUCUGGAACUCCACCAAAACUUCAGAUUUCACCUGAUGACACCACAGCACAACACAAGCACAUGCCAGUCUCAGUAAGAGGCAGUGGAGGAGGUGCCAACUCUUGCCAACCUCAGGGCAAACAGAGCUGGGGACAGAGUGAGACUGAGCUCAUGUUUCCAGAGGUCUUCACCCGAGAGAUUAAAGUACCAAAAUUUUCAUCUCUGCACUCCACCUUUUUAGAAAAGUUCAGCACCAGCAUGCUUAUUGUGAGAAGCCAUGAGCCACCAGUCAAGUCAAAGACCACUGGCAUAACACAACACAAAUUGAGACUUAUGCACAACCUCUCGCUCUCUCACAAGGCUGACACCCAAAGAAUAAUGGCCAAGAAUGGACUCAGUCUGCAAAUCACAGAUGGAUUCAGCAUCAAAGAAUUGGUUAGUGAUACACAAAUCCAACUCUUAUAA